AUGCUCGCCCUUCAACAACCUCCCAGGAUGGGUUCGAAGCAGCCUGAGGACCCUUUCCUCCCCUUCGGCUGUACGUCUCCCGCCCUCUUCCGGCCACCUCGCCCGGCGCCCUCGCCCGACGCCGGAUUCCUCGAGCCUGGCUGUGCUGACUCUACGACUGCAGAUGCCGUUGACGAGACCCAACAAUCCCUCUUCAAUGCCCCAGACCCGGCUCCGGGCGCCCCGCUGCUCUCGGAAGACGACAGCAAGUUCCUCAGCUCCUUCUUCGAGGACAUGACGGCGAAUCACUACAACAUGCCCUCGUUCGGAGAGGGCUUGCAUUUCAGCGAUGCCUGGCUCGACCUGCCGCCUCAGUUCAUGGGCAGCGCAACCUUCUUCGGCACCCCAACCGGACUUCCCGACUUCGAGCCCGAUCCGGCUCAUGCACCCUCCGCCAAUGCCGACCGGCCGGACUUGCCGGGCAUCCUACCCGGCUCGCAUCUCAUGCCACCGCCGCCGCCGCCGCCUCCGCAGUCUCAACCCUUCCCGCAGCAACACUCCGACGACGUCCUCAACGCCGCCGCCACGCUGCUCCAAAACGGCGCCCACUCCCGUGGCGGCAUCCCCAUAGGCGGCGCCGUUGAUUCUUCUCAGCCGCGACGCGUCGGGUACCCCGUCGGACACCUUCGACACCAGCCGCUGGAGGAGUUCAAGGAGGAGAACCGAAGGAGUAGCCUCGCGCCCGAGCUCGACAGCACGCUCACCCACUGGAUGUGGGGACCCCAGGGUCGGCCGCUGCAGAGGAAGUCGGUGCUGCCCGACAUCCAAUGGGGGUCUGACGCCAGCUUUGGCCCGUCGCAAGGGUACGUGCCCGAGGCGAACAAGGAGACGGCCGAGGCAGGGCUCCAGCGUCACAUGAAGUGUCUCGAUUGCCUGGAGCCGACCAAGGGCGUGGUCGACAGUCGGCCGAGCAGUCCAACCAACGGUCACAGCGAUAACGGGGAUGGCUGCCUCCAGGCGGCGCAAGAGGACGAUCCCAGUGCUCCGCCGCGAAAGAGGAGGAAGAGCCGAAACGUCAAGGAGCAGGACGACGACGACGACGACGACGACGCCUCGUCAAAAUCAGGGCGCAAGCGAAAGCCCGUGGCUGAUCGCAACGGAACCUCGCCGCCAUCGGACGCGACAAGCGGCGGUCGACGGCGCAAGUCGACGGCCGGUGGACCCAAGCCCCCCCGCGAGAACCUCUCGGAGGAGCAGAAGCGGGAGAACCAUAUUCGAAGCGAGCAAAAACGACGCACCCUGAUUAAGGAGGGCUUCGAUGACCUCGGCGAGCUCGUUCCCGGGCUCAACGGUGGCGGAUUCAGCAAGAGCACCACCUUGACCAUGGCUGCUGAGUGGUUGGAGGAGAUCAUUCGAGGAAACAAAAUAUUGGCCGCCCAAGUCGCCGCGCUCACGGGGAACUGA
Drechmeria coniospora is the source of this 1443-nucleotide messenger RNA. Its product is annotated as bHLH family transcription factor. Gene Ontology annotation, molecular function: protein dimerization activity; DNA-binding transcription factor activity, RNA polymerase II-specific; RNA polymerase II cis-regulatory region sequence-specific DNA binding. NCBI's taxonomy places the organism in Eukaryota, Fungi, Ascomycota, Sordariomycetes, Hypocreales, Ophiocordycipitaceae. Gene Ontology annotation, biological process: regulation of transcription by RNA polymerase II. The transcript has a single exon. Bases 1 to 1443 code for a protein of 480 amino acids. The record is from RefSeq and is a predicted model, not a curated record.